UUUUGGUUUGUUAGCACGUGUAAUUUGUUGAUUGGUCAGUACGACUUUUUGAGGUUAGAUGACGACUAGAUCGAGAGGUAAUUGGUCGCUAACGUUCGGUCUACGGCAAUGUCUCUCAAACAAUUGAGAAGGUGAAGCCAGUUUGGUUUCAAAAAGAACGUUUGUUGGAUAUAGCUAAGUUGGACGGUUUUGCUUUUGGCUGUUAAGCAUCCUUGGGAUUACGGAAGAUUUUUGUGGUUUGUGAGCCAUCUUCGUCUGGGAGGAUUAGUCCCCGUUUUAUCCAUUACUGUGAGGGCAUUUGGUUUGGUGCCUGUGAUUUGUGAAAUAGUGGUUGAGUUUUGUCGGCCGCCAUUACCUCGCAGCAACCUCGUGUUGGAUUUUUGAAUUGGAUAGCUGGCCCAUUUGGAAAACACCUUGGCCAUAACCGCUGUUCACGCUUAUGCUCGUUUGGUUUGGAUUUGGAGCCUUUUUCUGAUUAAAAGGCUGUGUAUACCGAUUUGAAGUUAAAAAAGAUGAACGAAUCAAAAUAACCAUCACCGACAUGAUCGUCAAAAACCGCCACUGCAACACAAUUAUCAGCAAAGAUACGAACCAGCUAGAAUGUUUCGGUAACACGUCCGCCACCCUCAGGUUUUACGAAAUUCCCUGGAACGACGUACCCGGAGUACCAAAAGACUGUCUUUGCGAUGUCGAUAAAAAUCGUCUCAUACCGUUUACAUAUUUCUCCACUUCUAAUGUUGUGGAAUUGAGGUUCAAUGUCUUUGGAAUGAACGCAUCCGAUGAUUUUAAUACACUGUUUUUCGAAGGAAACUGGAAGUAUAUUAAGACACCAGGGUGUAAGAAGAAUUUGAGAUAUCGAGGCGCCAAUGGUGAAGUCGCUUUUAGUUAUCCUACGCCUUAUGAUCAGCUUAACUGUGAAACGAAUCCAAGAGUGAUUAUCUCAGGACUAAAUAAGUAUUUGUACGUUAAAAUUCGAGGUUCCUUAAUGAAGCAUUCUACAAGAAAAGGCAACGCUACAGUCAAAACAAUUUUCACUGGACAAAAAUGUGAAACUUCUAAUAGAAUAACGGUUCACACUGCUUUAUAUUCAGCCACCAUUUGUCCCUAUGAUACAGGAUACCGUGAAAACGUAGUAGAAAUCUUUUCUGAUGGUUGGUAUAUUCAAAAAGAAAAGGAUGUUACAAUUGAUGGUUUGGCAUUAGACAAAGUAGAAAUUGAUAGAUUGGGUACGGAGUUAUCAAAGACUGUUACAGUAGAGUUUUAUGGAAAAGAAGAGGCCGAAUAUUUUAUUCAUUGGCUAGAACUAACUAGAAGGAGAGAUGUUCCCCCCAACGGCUUGGGUCUAUUUAUGAUGAAGCCAGAUGAUUGCCAAUAUCGAUGUCCAGAAUUGGAUGCGUGUAUUAAUUCCAGCGUGUGGUGUGACGGGAUCGAAGACUGUCCUUCGGGAAUAGACGAAGCUAUAACGCACUGCUCAGUAAUACUUCAACUGCCUCCUGUAUAUUUAUUUUUCGGGGCUUUAGGGAUUAUACUUUCCAGUUUUCUAACAUCUGUCAUCUUAUGGAAAACUUGCCGCCGAAGACCGAGGUCCAUACUCCAAACAAGACUCAAAAGCCUGUCUUCAGAUACUGCCAUCAUCGACGAUCGCGACAUAAUUUGCUGACACAGCGACAAUUCUGUACGAUACGUCGAAAUCGACAGAGUGACAACUGUCUGACGUAUAUACUUGGAUGUAACGUACAGAACUGUGAUUAGCAAAUUCUUUUUAUAAAUACUACAAAUAAUUUUUCGUAACGAAAAAUAUAUGGUACUUGACAAAUUUUUUUUUGAAGAAAAUAUAGAUUUGUAUACAUUGUUUCAUAAUGUUCGUAAUAAACUACAAAAAGUUGUUUGAAAU
This is a messenger RNA of Psylliodes chrysocephalus, 1894 nucleotides long. Lineage: Eukaryota; Metazoa; Arthropoda; Insecta; Coleoptera; Chrysomelidae. The record is from the annotation of a GenBank genome assembly.